Molecule: messenger RNA, 8383 nt
Organism: Amoebophrya sp. A120
Lineage: Eukaryota; Dinophyceae; Syndiniales; Amoebophryaceae
Source: the annotation of a GenBank genome assembly
AGAAAUCCGAAAUCGUAUCCCGUAGUAAAAAUAAAAACCCGAAUCCGUAAACAAAUCCUGGAACGUACCCCAGCCGCGACGUUUUUCCGAACUAGUUCCCGCGAACUUUAUAGCGCGACUGAGGUCUCGUUAAACAAAUAUAUCCAGUGGUCUCAAAACAAAUCUUCCCCGUGGUCUAAAACGUACGAAGGCGGUCUCCGGUUCUGGGACUGGUCUGGUUGAUCUCCGUUCUAUUCCUUUUGAGCAUCGUCUAAUGCUAAUCCAAAUUCUUUGCGCGGUCCUGUUCCAUUAAGAGCUCUACUCUCCAUUUUUCUCGACUUCACCUGCGGGCCAGGUGCGUUUUGGUCUCCUGCUGAAGCACACUUUUCCCCCUUCGUGUAAUACUGUUCUUGCGGUUUCUUUGCGGCGUUCUUGUGGUGCUUCUUCUCCUUCUUUAGCGCCUUUUCUUUCUUCCUUCGGUUCUUCGAGGCCAUUGUAGUGGGGAAUCUAACUAAAACAGUAGAAAGCAUCUUUGCAGCUGAGUCGAACUAUGCCCAGGCUCUCCACCAAUUGAAGGAUCUAGUUUCGAGUCGGAGAGCUUUAUUUUCAAACGCAAGAAAGUAUACCGAAAUCAAAUUCGAACAACGUCUAGAACCACUUCAAGGGCCACAAAUACGCAUUACAAAUUCAUAAUCCCGAGUCUAGUUUUUCCAGUUUCUAAUGCUAAACUCGUAUUCCUAACAAGCCCGCAGCCGUGGCUCAGCUUCUUGAAAGUAGUAAAAAGGCAGCCUUUCAUGCGGAUUCAGCGUAAAUCAGACCUAAUUUCUUGUCUUCUCUCUUCUUCUCUUCUCCUUUUCCUUUUUCUUUCGAUCGUGGCAAGAAUUUGCUUGCUUUUCCUUGGUAUUUCGUUCCUUUUCUUGCUCGAUCGAUUUCUUGGCUUUUCCUUAUCAUCCUGCUCAUUUUCUGAGUUCUGAUCUAUGAGAAACAGCGUUUAAAACCAGUUUUCAUUUACACAAACUCACGACUACGACGUCGUGACGGUGGCAGCGAUAGGAAAUAAGUAGCUCUGCGGUUUUGUUGGUUUGCCAGAAGGCACGUGGUGCUAAAGUCUCUGUUCUAAGUCGUGUCCUACGAGGACUCUAUGAGCAUUGAAGCAAUUCUAGUUGAACAGCAAAGCUGAGUGUCUUCUCCUUGUCACCCUCACUAGACCUGAGUGAAUUUCCUCUAUCGUAGUUGAGUGAGCUCUUCAGCUCCUUUCUCACCGCAUUUUCUUCUUGAGUGAAUCAAUUUCUUCCUGAGUGAAUCAAUAAAAACAAAGCAGCGAGAGUGUCUGUUAGAAAGAGAGCGGUGUGCCGGAGAGAUGCAUCUUGCAGUGCAGUUUUGGACGGGUGACCUUCUGCUUCUACUAAAGACAUGUGGGUAUGCUAGAGGUAAAAGGACCACAAGUCAAGAAGCAUAUUGCAUUAUGUCGCCUAAUUUUAGGUGCACGCGACACCUAAUUUUAGGUGUCGUUAGGUGUCGCUCGCGUGCACCUAAAAUUAGGUGUCGCAGAUUAGGUGUCCGCCACGCCUAAAAUUAGGUGUCGCCUGCACCUGAAAUUAGGUGUCGCGUGCACCUAAAAUUAGGUGUCGCGUGCACCUAAUUUUAGGUGUCGCAGAUUAGGUGUCCGCGACACCUGAAAUUAGGUGUCGCGUGCACCUAAAAUUAGGUGUCGCAGAUUAGGUGUCCGCGACGCCUAAUUUUAGGUGUCGCCUGCACCUGAAAUUAGGUGUCGCGUGCACCUAAAAUUAGGUGUCGCGUACACCUAAUUUUAGGUGUCGCGGACACCUUGUCUGCUUCUUGGUCCCAUCUAACGACCACCUUACUAAGUAGUACCUGGGUGAACCCGAUGCGAGUGUUUUCAGAAGAAACGAUGACAGACCAGGGGCGAAGCAAUCUAAGACGCUAGCAGCAGGAGGUCGGAAUAAAGAUCGGCUUCGUACUACUACUAGUUCCCUAGCUAUACAAGAACUGCACUUGUUUCUGCAGCGAAUACAACAAAAAGCAGCUGCUCCUGCUUCCAAACAAUAAUGACGGCAGAGCAAGCGCAGGCGGCUGCAGAGCAGCUGGAGGUGCUUGGAAGGGGCGGCAUGACGGUACAGAGGAAAGAGAAGCUGUUGGCGAUUCAUAUGCAUUCUGCAAAAACCAUAUCGUACUGGUACUAGUUUUGCAAUCAUGCAUGACAGUUGCCUUUUCCAAGCUGAAUAAGCAUGACAAAUUCUACUAGUACGAUGCUCUUGUUGCAAUGCAUAAUUCAAAAGCGCGAACAAAUGAAGGACGUGCUGAUCGAGAGAUUCAAGCAAAGGUACCUACUUCGUCAUAGACGCUGUUUUCGUCCUUGUUUCGUCUUUGUUAUGCGUGAUUUUUGCAUCGCUGCCUUGUUCUGUCAUGCUGCAUCACAAACACGAGCACGGGCACGUCCCGUUGGAAGUUGGUCAUGCAUUUUCGCAUCACAAACAGAGAAACACUUCUUCAUCUUCUCAGGGUAAUCAACACCGAUCACAAAAACGCGACGGAAGCGGAAAAGACGCAAUUGACCGAGGUAGUGAAAAGCGAGGUGGAAUCCUUUCUCAAUUCAGCUUCGAUCACCGAGAACAACCUGAAGAAAUUAGACAAAAAGAUAAGAAGCAAAACCAGCGGGUCAGGUAUCAUGAGAAGAUGAUAAGAUGAAGUUGAAAUAUUUUUGUCGAGCUACCAGACUCACACCCGUUUCCGAAUAUCAUGCGUUUGUUUUGGUCUCUCAUUGUCUUUGUCGUGCAUAAAUCUAAGUGAGAAGGGAACAAAUUGAAAUUAGAAAAAGAAAAAAAAAAAACGCAGGCACCGCGUCCGGAGUAGGCCAGGAUAACGAGAAGUACUCAAUUUAUGUGCUGGAAAACUGAUGAACGAGCUCUUGCUUCAUGUUCAUACAUUGUAAAUGCAAAUCACUCUACUGGGUCCUCUGGCAGAAACAGAAUCAUGCUGAAUCUUUCUAGAAACCUGUGAUGUCAGUAUCACACGGCAUUUUUGCAAAUAUUAAAACGAGAAUCUGUGAUGCAUGAAACGGAUGAUAAGCACAGCAGCUUUUUCGCUUUUUCCAAUUCCAUAAUCGAGUCCGAAGUAGCUCGAAUAGCAAGGUAGGAUCAAAACAGCCAUCACACGUCUCUUAUCCCGCGGGAAGUUUGCAAUAAAGUCAUCUUGAGUCAGCUUUCUCGUGACUAUAUGCACAGAAAAAUAACGAACAAGCGAUGCUAUUUGUACACCUUCUUUACCAAAGGGAAAGAAACGGAAACCGACGCUGUUGAGGACCACAAAGGGAACUGUCAAAUUGCUUGUCGUGCACGCUUGAUGCAUGACAGAUGCAUCUAUCUGUUGUUUGUGAAAAGCAGUAGAAAGAAUGCUGGUGACUUAAGAUGAUUUAACCCAGGAUAUCCCCGGUUCAGGCGUCGGCGGCGAAGAGAAACAGGAGAGCUCACUGUACUUUUUGCGAUAAGGAACUUUGUCAUGCAGUUUCUUUGAAGAUAAGCCCUGGCUGUCAUGCAAAAUAAAUGCGAACUGAAAAUACAAUACAGCGUCGCCGACUGGCGCAUACUCGACGACUUCGCUCUCUUCAAGGAGCACCGGUCUGUAAUCGAGCAGAAAAUCCGAAAGCCUAUCCAGUAGAAAAACGAUGUUGAUGGUGACGACCGAUGAAGCUGCCGAGGAGUCACCAGCGUUGUAUCAUGGAUCCACAUUGAAACAAAGCAUGUUGGGGCGGUAGUUCUACGAACAUCAACGAGACUACAUCGAGACACAAUUUGUUCAAUUGGAGCAAUUUUUUUUGUACGACAGUAAAUGGAAAGUUGUAGUCGUGCCAAAAACCUACUUUUGUUUUCGAGUACGUAGGUCCACUAUCAUCAAAAUCGUUUUGCUCAUGGAUUACACACCAGUCCGGGCAAACCGUCCGGUCAGCACUCAACAAGCAGGUGGUGGAACUCCAAACCGCAAGACAAACGGAGAGGGACGAAGAUCGGAGAUGGUACGCGAGGGCCUUGGAUAUCCCGUGAAUGAUGAGGUUUUUACCAUCGUUAUCUUCACCCUCACUGUGCUGUACUAAUGUGAUGUAGACACAAAAUCCUUUAAUCAAAUGUUUCAUGCGACGCGUAGGCGUUUUUGCGCACUGUAGUUGUUGAGGGUGAAGAAGAGAAUAAAAACUUGUUCACCUAGGAUAUUGGAGGACGUAGCAAGAUACGAAAAGGAAGAGGCAGAUAAGGCGGAUAAUGUACUACUUGUUGGUUCUAUAAUUUUUGGUCACGGUCACGCGAAUGUGUGCUGUGCAAAAGUCAUUGCAGCUGUCUACAACGUCAAUAUCAUGCAAUACAAAUUUCCUACACAUGAUUCUCUCCAGAUGCGCCACAAGUGCCAGAUUGAGAAGCAAAUGCGAGACGAGCAAUUAGAGCUGUAUGAACUGCAAAUAAAGUAUCGUACUCGUAGUCAUUGCAGCUAUGCAUUACAAAUCUUUUUCCUAAGGUAAAUCCGCAUUAGAAAUUUCAGUUUUCAUGCUACGGCAGCGCUCUUGCUGGACAUUACCAACAUUUGCCCACGCAGAGCCGUCCUCUUGCUGGGCACAGCCAACAUCUGUCCAAAACAGCCUAGGGCCAAGACGGCACCGUGAGGACGACCGCAGGGGGUUCGUCUCAAUGAUGAUGAUGAUGCUAGCAAAAUUUGUAAUGCAAUCCAUACUAGUACGAUACUUUUGCAGUUCAUAAGCUGGAGAAGAAAACAAAAAUGCAGCAGAAAAGAGUCGACUCCAUCGCAGAAACGUUAACGAAGGAACGAAUCCAGGGGGAGAUCCAAGCAGAAGACGACAAAUUCGCCAGAAGAAGACGAAACCAGCGGGAGCACAUGGCGAAUGUGCAGGAUAUGCAUUGCAAAAGUACUAUCGUACCCGUACCGGUAUGAGUAGCAUGAGUAUGUUUAACAUUUCCAAAAGGAAUUUCUCGUCGCAGAUAAACGUCAAAAAGGAGGUUAAGGUUUAUCAUGCUGCAAGAGGACUGGCAUAAAUUAUACGAGUGCGAUACAAGAACUUUUGCACAGAAUACAGGCCGAAAACGAGCUGGAUUUGAUCAAGAGAAAGGAAGCAAAGGAGAGAUUGAUAGGUACUUACUUAUCAGACAGCUCUUUGUCAAUGUCAUGCAAAGCAAAAACACAUACACAGCACAGCUGAAGAUAUUUGUCAUGCUGAUGAUGAACAAAAACGUCCCAAUUCAGAGCAAGACCGCGCGCUGAUGCAGCUCUACAACGAUCGCAUGGACGAGGAGGAGCGAAAACGGCAAGCGUAGGAAAUAAAACAAGUUGAACUUUUGAGUCGAGUCUGCUGCUGAUACCUACUAGCAGCACGAGGAUGUUGGGCUCUACUCACUCCAGCAACUGGGUCGUUGUAGUAAGUUGCAAAAACGCCAGCUACCGACGUUCAGCAUUUGUUGUUCACCUCCUGGGUGAUAGCAAGUAGGAACGUGUUUCAAAAAUAGUAGCAAGGUAGGCAUCGUCGACUCAAAUGAAUUUUACCAUGCAUAAAGAAGUAUCAAAUGCAAAUAUGUCUGGGUCUGGAAGAGCCAAACAUGUGAUGCUGCAUUUGGAUGCUACAAAAAUCUGUAUUGCAUGAGCAGCAAGAGGAGCCAAAUUUGGCUACGCGGAGAGGGCAUUUGUCAUGCAGGAUGCGCAUCGAUAGGCGCUCAAAAGAUCUGUGAUGCUAUGGCAUACAUCACAGACAUCAUGUAUCAUGGAAAGUGUGCAUGACAAACUUCUCCUCUUCCAGACCCAGACAUUUUCGCAUUUGAUAAGCAGAAAAGGACGCCCGUGUGGCGCGAAAUGACGCUGCCAUGAAGCGGAUGGCGAGCACGGUGACUGUAUGAGGGUGCACAACUCCCCCUCCCCCUCAUUUGUCAUGCAAAAUUCCAAAUGAUCCACCCUUUGCCUGUUAGCACUGUUUGCAUGACAGAUUCGGGAAUCCAAAACAGCACUACAGUCUUCUGUCAUGUAAAAGCUGCAUCUUUGCCAGCGCCUGUGUUGCUGUUCAUGCAACGCAAAUGAGGGGUAUGGGGAGUUGUGCAAUGUCAUAGACUGCCGUAGCGGACCAGAAGCUCAAGGAAGCCGAGGAGCGUGCCAGAAACGAGGAGAAGCGCAUCACAGAAACCGCGAUCCAGAGGGAAAACGACAAGGCGCAGAUGCUGAAAUCGAUGCGGUAUGCGACCAAGGAGUUUCACAUCAAGCAGAUGGCAGAGAGGUAUGGUGCUCUCUUCAAACGUGGUUACAUUGUUCGCCGUUACAUAUACAUGUUCAUUUCCUCUACUGGGUUUGUCAUGCAAGGCACUUUCGCCACCCGGCCCGACAUUCUUUGUCUUUCUGAAUGAUCAAGCCAUUUUCUCGCAUAGCAAUUUUCUAACGCCCUCAACAACAUUCAAAUCCAUGUCAAACUUGUCAUGCUGGUGAAAGCUGCGCUGCAAGCUUCGUCCUCAUUUGCGUUCAUUUCUCAUCUUGCAGCACAAAUUAUCAAAAUAGAAAUCAUGUAGCAGCGAUCGAUGCAAAAACGUUUGAAAACGCCAUAACACAAAGGGAAACAAGGACGAGGAAGUGGCAGAGGGCAGGAGGCAGGUAGGAGUAAGAUUCUUCUGCCGCUUUAUUUCCUAUUCAGCUUCAGCAUGACGAAGACGAAUUGCUACUGUGGUUACGUUUCUGCAUGACAAAUCACAUCAAAAAACGCAGCUCCAACGCACGCUGUCCGAGGAUGCACUGUACAAUCAAAACGAGAAGGACAAUAUCCACAGUAAAGUUUCCGUAGACGUGCAAAUGCGGUCUCUGCAUGACAAGAUACGGCUUCAAUACUAGUUUGGCAUGAGCAUGACAAGAGGCACACUUCAAAUUGGCGAAACUUGUGAUGCAUUUCGUACACGUACGGGAAAUUUGUAUUGCAUAGACAAAUUUAGCAAGCGACGAACUGUGGAGAAGCGAAACGAAGACGAGUUGCGGAGGAUGAUGGUCGAGAAAAAGCUGCAGCUGAAGGAAGCGGAAAUGAACGCGAACGAGAAAAAGAUGAACCGCGAGCUGCUGAAGCAGGUCAACUAUCCUGUGGUACAAAACUGUCGCACUCGUAGGAAUCCGAAUCAUUGCAGUCAUGCAUGAGAAAUCUGGUUUCUUGGGCAGUUCACCACUACAGAUUCCAUUUGUCAUGCUGGGAAACUUUGUAAUGCACUCACUACUAGAAGUGUGCUUCGAUAGUUUUGCAAUCCAUAUCGGCCUGCAGCUGAAGCAAGCCGGGGUUCCGAUCCGCCCAGUGAGGUCCGACGCCGAGUUGACGAAGAACAAAAAAGUGAAUCCCGAGGUCGCCAUCCGCUUCAACAUGAAGGUGCCCGAGCUCGGGUUUGAAUAAGUAGGGCGGCUUCAGUCAAAAGUAGUGCAGAGAAAACGCUAGUAGAAGUCCACCUACAACUAGGCCGCGCGGCUUUUACAAAUUUUUAUUCACUCGACUAAUAGUACACCUACAUUUCUUUUUCUAUUAAUACUACAACAAAUGUGCUACAGCUUUUAACAUCUACUUAUUUCCGUUUGUUGAAAAUCAAAAUUAAUGAUGCAGAUGAAGCCUGUAGCAAGACGGUUUCUAUCCUGCUAGUACCAAAUUACAUCCCUAUGAUGUGUCAUAAAAUGAACUAGACAAGAAGCACAGCAUGCUUUUUACCACAUUUACGAUUAUUUUGUUGAUGACUGGGAAACCAAUCCUCCUGCAAACGUACAGUAUACCCUCACUCGAGAAUACAGAAUGAACUUCAGUAUAGUGCCCUGAAUCGAAAAAACCAAAACCUACCAAGGUGUUGACAUACAAAUCGCAAAUGCGCUAUGAAUUUACCAAAGUAGCACCCUUGGAUAAUUGAUGAAGAUAGUAAACCUCUAGUCUAUUACUCGCUGGUGAACAAUUGAUAAAACAAGAAGAAAGAUUCCUGUAGGAUUUGACGUUUCGACGUGUUGUGUUUUUCAUUUUUUACCUCAUUUGUUCAAAGAUAGAGUACGACUAAGACACAGACCACGGCCAACAUGGAGUAGUUGCGCCGCUGGUACGGCCGGAGGGACGACCACGCAGGGACAACCGCAGGGACAACCGCAGGGCCAACCGCACCAGACGGGUGGAGUCGUGAUCAGCCCUUCGAUCAAGGUCGCUGCUUACUUGCGGCUCUUUCAUCACGCAACGAGAAUGCGUCGCGUGUCAGUGUCUAUGUCAUCCGUUUUUGGAUAAGGGAGCAUAUUCGAUGAUCGUCAUCUUCGAGGAUGUUGAUAGUGCAGAAGAAGAAGAUCAUAUUGAAAGCAUUUAAGGCACGGUGGCUGGUAUUAAGAAGUCUGUCGACGGCGAGAACCACGG